AUGAACAAUGCUCAGAAAAUCCUGUACAGAGAUGUGAUGCUGGAGACCUACAACAGCCUGUUCUCCUUGGGGUACUGCACUACCAAACCUGACUUGAUCUUCAAGUUGGAGCGAGGAGCAGAACCAUGGAUGGUGGAAGAAUGCCUGAAUCAGAGCCUUUCAGUGGUCAUGAAAAGGGAUGAUCUGAUUAGGAUCAACCAGGAAAGCCAGGACAAAAUUCUGAAUCAGGAUUCUGUGAAAAAUAACAAGACACCAGCUCUCAAGAGAGUUGAAUUAAGAAAAUCACUUAGUUUAAAUUCAAGCCAUAUUCCAACACUGAUUAUUGAAAAGGGAACCUAUUCAGGAUUGAAGCCUGAGGAAUGCAAUAAAUGUCACACUGUGUAUCCCCCCAGUGGGCCUGAUCAACUACAGGCUGGAGAGAAAUUUCAUAACACUAAGAUACCUGGAAAAUCUCUCCAGUUCUGUGAGCUUCUUGGUCAGCAUGACAAUAUCCACAUCACGAAACAGCCAUUUGGACCCACUGGACAAGCAAAAGUCUUCACAGGAAAGAUGUUCUGUAAAUUUGAGAGGGUUCAUAUGGCAGAAAACUGUAAUAAAUCAAGUGUCACUUUUGGAAAAGCAACUCAAAUAGAAAAAGCUAUCAAUGAAAAUUCUAGCCUCAAUAUGCAUCAACAAACUCACACAAGAAAGAAAUUUUAUAAGUACCUUAGCUAUGUUGAACCUGUCAUUCACCAGUCACAUCUUCCAACAAAUGAGAGACUAAAUCAAAUUCACAGAGGGGAGAAACCUCAUAAAUGUAAUGACUGUGGAAAAGCCUUUGGAAGAAAGUCAUAUCUCACUGUUCACCAGAGAAUCCACACAGGGCAGAAACUUCAUGGAUGUAAUGACUGUGGAAAAGCCUUUGGAAAAAAGUCAGACCUUCUCAUACACCAGCAAAUUCAUACAGGGGAGAAACCUCAUAAAUGUAAUGACUGUGGAAAAGCCUUUGCAAGAAAGUCAUACCUCAUCAUACACCAGCAAAUUCACACAGGGCAGAAACCUCAUAAAUGUAAUGACUGUGGAAAAGCCUUUGGACAAAAGUCACACCUCAUCAUACACCAGCGAAUUCACACAGGGGAGAAACCUCAUAAAUGUAAUGACUGUGGAAAAGCCUUUGGACAAAAGUCACACCUCAUCAUACACCAGCGAAUUCACACAGGGGAGAAACCUCAUAAAUGUAAUGACUGUGGAAAAGCCUUUGGACAAAAGGCAUGCCUCAUAUUACACCAGAGAAUUCACACAGGGCAGAAACCUCAUGAAUGUAAUAACUGCGGAAAAACCUUUACACAAAAGUCACACCUCAUUGUACACCAGAGAAUUCACACAGGGCAGAAACCUCAUGAAUGUAAUGACUGUGGAAAAGCCUUUGGAAGAAAGUCAUACCUCAUCAUACACCAGCAAAUUCACACAGGGGAGAAACCUCAUAAAUGUAAUGACUGUGGAAAAGCCUUUGGAUGA
Messenger RNA from Lepus europaeus (European hare), 1497 nucleotides. RefSeq names its product zinc finger protein OZF-like. The record is from RefSeq and is a predicted model, not a curated record. Gene Ontology annotation, biological process: regulation of DNA-templated transcription. The coding region runs from base 1 to 1497 and encodes 498 amino acids. The transcript has 4 exons. Gene Ontology annotation, molecular function: RNA polymerase II cis-regulatory region sequence-specific DNA binding; DNA-binding transcription factor activity, RNA polymerase II-specific. NCBI's taxonomy places the organism in Eukaryota, Metazoa, Chordata, Mammalia, Lagomorpha, Leporidae.